Molecule: messenger RNA, 717 nt
Organism: Nothoprocta perdicaria
Lineage: Eukaryota; Metazoa; Chordata; Aves; Tinamiformes; Tinamidae
Gene: MRPS7
Product: mitochondrial ribosomal protein S7
Exons: 5
Coding region: 1-702 (233 amino acids)
Biological process (GO): translation; ribosomal small subunit assembly
Cellular component (GO): ribosome
Molecular function (GO): rRNA binding; structural constituent of ribosome; mRNA binding
Source: RefSeq, a predicted model, not a curated record
AUGGCGGCGCCCGGCGCGGCGGGGCUGGGCGGGCGGCUGCGGGCCUGGCUGCCCCGGCUGACACAAGUGAGGUGGAGUCGCUACAACGCCCAGUUUCUAGAGCCAGAAGUGGACAAGGAGUUGCUCCAGAAGUCCUGGGAUGAGCUGUCCAAGGAGGAAAAGGCAAGACAGGAGCUCAGGGCUGUUCGACCCAUCAAAGCUGCUCCUUCCAACGUCUCCAGUUCUGUGUUCAGCGACCCUAUGAUCAGUAAAUUCACCAACAUGAUGAUGAAGGAUGGAAAUAAAGUGCUGGCCAGAAGCCUUAUGGCACAGACCCUAGAGGCCGUUAAAAGGAAGCAGCUGGAGAAGUACCACAAGGCUGCAGAACACGAGAAGGAGAAGAUUGAGUGCAACCCAUAUGUAAUUUUCCACGAGGCUCUGAAAAACUGUCAGCCUGUUAUAGGGCUCUGCAGCAUCACAAAAGGAGGCAAAACCUACCAGGUGCCAAUCCCCCUCAAGGACAACCGCAAGCGCUUCCUGGCCAUGAAGUGGCUCAUCACGGAGUGCAGGGAGAACAAGCACCGCCGCACGCUGCUGCCCGAGAAGCUCUCGCAGGAGCUGCUCCAGGCCUUCCGCAACGAGGGGCCCGUCGUCAAGAAGAAGCACGUGCUGCACAAGAUGGCCGAGUCCAACCGCGCCUACGCCCACUUCCGCUGGUGGUAGGGCCGCCACGCGGGA